Cadophora gregata is the source of this 2406-nucleotide messenger RNA. RefSeq lists its product as uncharacterized. Gene Ontology annotation, biological process: carbohydrate metabolic process. The transcript has 4 exons. Lineage: Eukaryota; Fungi; Ascomycota; Leotiomycetes; Helotiales; Ploettnerulaceae. Bases 1 to 2406 code for a protein of 801 amino acids. Gene Ontology annotation, molecular function: hexosyltransferase activity; UDP-glycosyltransferase activity. The record is from RefSeq and is a predicted model, not a curated record.
AUGGCUUCAAAAACUCAAGGAAAUUCACAGCCUGGAGAGUCAUCAACGAGUCAACUAAACCAGCCGCCACCAGCAUAUGAGCUGUUUGAUGAAACGACUGCUACUUUGAGCAUCAUUCAGGAUGGCUUCAAUACCCAGACUCAUGUGAGAAAUGACGGAAGAGUUGACAUAAGCAUUGAUGAGUCCGACUCACAGCUCACCAAACAAAUCGAGGCACUGCAUCUAGCUGCCCACCAACAGACUGACGCCCCAUCAAUACCAUCAGAACCAGCACCAGAGUGCACCGAGAAGAGACCAGCAGAGCGUCCACCUCCACUCAAUGUAGUGAUCCAUGUCGUCGGCUCUCGUGGCGAUGUUCAGCCCUUCGUCGCCCUUGGGCGAGUACUGAAAAACAGCUACGGCCAUCGAAUCCGUCUAGCUACUCAUGGAACCUUUAAAAAGUUCGUGGAAGAGAACGGCCUCGAAUUCUUCGAAAUCGGUGGUGACCCAGCGGAGCUAAUGGCUUUCAUGGUCAAAAAUCCAGGACUCAUUCCUGGCGUGAAGUCCCUCAAAGCUGGCGACGUAGGCAAGCGACGGAAAGGCAUGGCCGAGAUCUUGCAGGGCUGCUGGAGGUCGUGCGCCGAUGCGAAUGAGGUCAAGCAAGAUGAUGGGCAAGCGCAGAGUUCAAGUGCAUUGAAAGUCAGACCGUUCAUUGCAAACGCCAUCAUAGCGAACCCGCCAAGCUUUGCUCAUAUCCACUGUGCCCAAAAAUUGGGAAUACCUCUGCACUUGAUGUUUACCAUGCCCUGGUCUCCAACGCAUGACUUCCCACAUCCGAUUGCGAACAUCAAAUCUUCUAAUGCUAGUGGGAGUAUGACAAACGAGAUGUCAUACACACUCGUCGACAUGAUGACUUGGCAAGGACUUGGAGACAUCAUAAACAAAUUCAGAAAAGAGACACUCGAUCUUGGAAUUAUCACUCAGGCGUCUGCUGUCAGCAUGCUUCAUCGUUUGAGAAUACCGUACACUUAUUGCUGGUCACCAGCGCUGAUCCCCAAACCAAAAGAUUGGGGCUCUCAUAUAGACAUAUCAGGCUUUUAUUUUCUCUCGCUUGCAUCAAAUUAUGGACCAGAUCCAGAUCUAGCCGCCUUCCUAGAAGCCGGCCCUCCACCAGUAUACAUCGGAUUCGGAUCCAUUGUCGUCGAUGAUCCUAAUGCUAUGACUGAAUUGAUCUUCGAAGCUGUUCGGAAGACAGGACAACGUGCCCUGGUAUCGAAAGGAUGGGGUGGCUUCGGUGGAGAUGAGCUGAACAAGCCCGACGGUGUAUUCAUGCUGGGUAACUGUCCCCACGACUGGCUUUUCCAACGAGUCUCUUGUGUGGUUCAUCACGGUGGAGCUGGUACUACCGCAGCAGGAAUUGCUCUCGGUCGCCCAACGGUCAUAGUGCCUUUCUUCGGGGACCAGCCUUUUUGGGGCGCCAUGGUAGAGCGUGCUGGCGCUGGUCCCGCGCCGAUACCUUUCAAAGACCUGACAGCAGAUACUCUCACAGCUGGUAUUCUCGAGGCUCUCAAGCCAGAAACACUCGAGCGUGCAAAAGAGCUUGGGGAUCGCAUUCGAGAAGAAAAGGGGAGUGAAGCGGGAGCAGCGAGCUUUCACGCACAGAUGGAUGUUGCUAACUUGCGAUGCACCAUGACGCCAAGUCGAGUCGCCGUCUGGCAGGUCAAAACCAAAGGGAAAACGAGCAAUAUCAAGCUCAGCGCAUUCGCAGCAACUGUACUGGGAGAUGAAGGCUUGAUAGACGUUAACCAGCUGAAACUGUACCGACCAUGCGAAUAUGCAGUUGAAGAGCACACCGUCAUCGCAAACCUAAGUGGAGCCAAUCCCGUCAUGGGAACCCUCGGCUCCAUCGCCUCAGGCGUCCUCCACAUCCCCGUCGACAUCGCAAAAGCCUGGGGUGGACUCGUCUACGAGCCCUACAAAGGCGCGAAAGCCAACGGCUGGAAAGGCUUCGGAAAAGGAAUCGGCAAAGGCCUAGGUGGUUGGUUCCUCCGCUCACGAGGCUUGACCAUCGGUGGUAAGCAUUAUGGCCUUCGUGCUGUAUUCGAAGCCAUCAAAAAGCGCAUGGGCUCUGAUACCCUGAGCUUCAUCCUCGCGGCGCAUUUCACGCAAGGGUAUGAAGAGGCGAGCGCUGCGACGGAGGAGGAGAGACAAGCUAUUCUGAUGAAGUGGAGGGAGAUGAAGCCGGAUUUGAAGAAGGAGGUCACGGCAACGAGUACGAAUGCGAGUGUCUCGAGCUCGAGUUCUAUAUUGACGCCUACGAGCUCGGGAACUUCGAGAAGUCCAUCGACUACCACGGCAGGUCAGAGUAGUGGUGUUACGGGCAAUGGGGAUGGUUCUCCUCUGCCUCCAAACAAUAGUGCAAGAUGA